Triticum aestivum (bread wheat) is the source of this 1452-nucleotide messenger RNA. RefSeq lists its product as uncharacterized. The record is from RefSeq and is a predicted model, not a curated record. Lineage: Eukaryota; Viridiplantae; Streptophyta; Magnoliopsida; Poales; Poaceae. The coding region runs from base 1 to 1452 and encodes 483 amino acids. The transcript has a single exon.
AUGGAGGUUGCCAUAUCUGCAGUUACAGGUGAACUUUUGAGCAGGUUCAUCUCCUUCCUGAUGAACAAGUAUCGCUCCUCCUUAAGCCAUGCACACUCAAAGGAGCAAAAGAAGAUGAUGGAGAGGUUGCAGCACCUCCUGAUGAGGGCUGGCACCAUCGUUGAGGAGGCGGACGCACGGUACAUAACCAACUCUGGAAUGAUGACACAGCUCAAGAAGCUCUCAGAGGCCAUGUACCGAGGAUGCCGCGUGCUGGACACCUUGAGGUACGGAACCCUCCAAGACAGUGGAAGCUUCGACGAGGUUAGCAACGACUCAUCCAUCAGCUGCUUGUAUUUAGCCAAGCGUUCUCGAACAACUGGCAAGGCCGUGCACCUCGAGUCACAUGAUACCUUGGAAAGCUUAGAAAUUGCUGUUGCUAACAUGGCAGAAUUUGUUGUGCUUCUGGGUGGAUGCGACCGCAUGUCUCGUAGGCCAUACAACGUUUAUCUUUACACCGAAAACUUCAUGUUCGGCCGGCAUGCUGAGAAGCAGAAGCUCUUGAGCUUCUUGCUGCAGCACAGUGACCCUCAUGGUGAUCAUGCACCGGCCAUUCUUCCAGUCAUAGGUGGUGCCUCGGUAGGAAAGAAAACUUUGGUUGCUCAUGUGUGUGGCGACGAAAGAGUUCACUCACGCUUCUCCUCCAUUUUGCACUUGAAUGGAGACAGCUUUAUGAGGAUACUUGACAACGGAAGGAGCAUGUUUGGGAUGGUGCUGGUGGUUAUUACGUUUUCUUCUGAUAUAGGAGACGAUGAUUGGAAAAAGUUUCACUCCUUUGUCAUAACAAUGGGCAGAGGAAGCAAGAUCAUCAUCAUAAGUAGACUUCAAAGUCUAGCUCGAUUUGGAUCGGUGAAACCGAUUUUCCUAACUGUUCUGUCUUAUGACGAGCUGAGGUACCUUUUCAAGACACUAGUAUUUGGAAGUGUAGACCCCAUGCAACAUCCACGGCUCGUAGAAAUAGCAGAUGAAUAUGUCAAGGUGUUGCACAGUACACAAGGUUCACUUGUCGCAAUAAAUAUGUUCGCGGAUGUGUUGAGAAGGAACCUCAAUGUUCAGUUCUGGCGUGGUAUAUUGGAAAGGGGGUUACGAAUGGUUAAAAGAAACCUCUCCAUAUACGGUGUGCACCCAACCAUCCUUAUAGAACAAGGCCAUCCGGUGGACAUAACGGACUUUGCUUUGCAUCCACUUAGCAUGACACGUUAUACAGUUAAUGUUUCAACCAAGAAGGAAUCGCCAAGCGUGACAUUUGGCCAAUUGAUAACAGAUCCUAGUGUUAGACCGAAAGAAGAUUUCAUUUUAAUUUCAUGGGAAUCAAGGAUACCCCCUCAUACCUCGUUUGCUCGUUUUGUUACGAGUCAUGCUCAGGAUACACAUGAAGGGCCAGGGAGGAAGCGACGAGGAGUGCCUAUGUAA